Molecule: messenger RNA, 1242 nt
Organism: Stylophora pistillata
Lineage: Eukaryota; Metazoa; Cnidaria; Anthozoa; Scleractinia; Pocilloporidae
Molecular function (GO): oligosaccharide binding
Source: RefSeq, a predicted model, not a curated record
AUGGAUUAUUACGGGCACUUCAUAACUGUGCAGCUCAUCUUUGCAUUGGUGUUUGUUAUUUAUACCUCGAGCAGUCACUGUACAAACGGACUAUGUGAAAAGAUAUCUCUUUCCUUGGCCACUGACUCAAAAUACAACACUACUCUUGUUGGUUACGUCUUUGAAAGAUUGAGCGUCGCGAGCUGGCAGCAAUGUUCCCACACUUGCGUGGCGAAUUGUCAGUGUCUUUCGUUCAACUUCAACCGGGUAAACACAACAGAAAAUUGUGAGCUGAACGAUGCUUACAGUAAACUGACGCCAGGAGCACUUGAUGGAAAGGAAGGGGUCAACUACUACGAGCCAGUCAGAAAUUACUUCGACAAAAAUGGAGUUUCCCAACAAACUUGCUCUGACCCAAUUUGCCAAACUCAUUGCUGUGACUCCGCCCCCUGUCAAAAUGGAGGCACUUGUCAUAACAUAUGUCACGUGAACAAAAGAAGAUUCCACUGCGAUUGUCCACGGGUCUUCAUAGGACACAGGUGCCAAUAUCCUCUAAUUCCACGGUCAUGCCAAGAUAUCAGGAUUCUUAACAAAACAUCUUCAAAUGGAAUUUUUAGCAUCGUGGACCAAUUCAACAACUCCUUCCCAGUAUAUUGCGAUUUUCAUUCAGAAUCAGGUUUCGCGUGGACUCUGAUCCAGUCCCACUCUUUGCAAAACAAGGGCCUCUUCAAUGGAAAAGCAUUUUAUAUGCACGACUUUCCAACCAAUGUAGAUACGCCUGGAUGGAACAGUUACCGCCUUGCAAAGUCCCGAAUGCAGUCCAUCCGGGAUGUCUCCUCUCACUGGCGUGCCACGUGCAAUUUCUUGACCGAUAAAAUCGAUUUUCGAGAUUACAUUCGCACGACCUUCGCUAAAAACGACCUUUUAGCUGUGCCUGACGUAAAUUUUCGCUGUGCUUGGUACGAGUUGGUCAACAUCCGUGGAAACAGGUGUGAAGACUGCACAGCUUACUCUCCUUACGGUCCAAAGUAUGGUUAUCAUAUCGACAGUUGGUGGCAGCCACAAGAGUGUGAGUUUGACGGAAGGCCAGGGGGAAUAGACGAUGAAGACAACUUUGGUGAAUAUGGCCAUGUUAACUCAGCGUUCCGUUGCUCGUCCUCGUCAACCUCUACAACUGAAUUCUGGAUCGGCGGCCCUUAAAUAAUUGACAUUGAACCGAACGAGUUUCAGUUUUGCUCGCGAUGAGAAGGUCAGCGGCAAAUU